GACAGACAGACAGACAGACAGACAGACAGUGAGACAGACAGACAGACAGACAGACAGACAGAAAUAAAUUGAAUUAAAGGUUCACGCAGACUUUAAGUGACAGGAUGUGACAUCAUCAGAAGGAGGCGUGGCCUCAGUGUGUGCCUCUCAGCAGAUGGUCUCUCUCUCUCUGAGGAUCUCCACGGCGACGACGCUGCAGUGACCUCAUCAUGACUCUUUAAAGUUUGAUCAUCGUCGUGACGACAACAGAUGCAGAACAGGUCCAAACAGGUCCAGAACACCUGCUGGUUCUGGUUCAGUGAAUGUGGUUCACGUGGACCUGCAGAGACCCGAUCCCCCUGCUGGUCUCAGAUCAGUUUGUUCUGAUGUUUGGACUCUGAACCUGUGGACCGGGUCAGAGGUCGUAAACUGUGAUUAAAGGUCCGUAAACAUGAACUUCACCAUGAGAGCCAGAGAGAAACGGACUGUGGGUGGAUCCAUCAGACUAAAGUGAGUCUGACAGGAACAGACGCUGAAAAUCUGAGAACCAGCUGCUCAGACUCAGGUGUGUUUGUGUUUCAGGAUGAUGAUGAACGACAGGUGGACCAUCAUGAACAACAGCAGCUCAGAGCUUGACAGCAAACAGCCAAACAAACACAAGAGAUGCUGCAGCUUCCUGUUUUGGUCUCUCGUCAUAUUGGUCGUCAUAGCAGCUGUUGUCUCUGCAACAGUCACCAUCCUGUACCUGAACCAGUAUCCUCUGCCCUUCAUCAACAGUAACAGGAGUGGAGUCUCCUACUCCUCCUCACCUGUGAUCUCAACCAAUCCCAAAGAGUCUGGUGCUCUGGUGUCGGUCUCCCGUGUCGCAGACGGAGAGCCAAUCAGCAUCUUCCUGGACCCAAACUGUCCGGACUACAGCGACGACUUCCUGCGCUGGGAGGCGCUGCAGAGCUCGCUGCUGCAGGCACUGUCCAAUCACAAAACAGAUGACUGGCAGGACACAGGAUUGGUCCAGAAGCUGGCAGAGGAAGUGAAGGUGUUAUCAGACCACGCCCACAACCUGAGGAAGGAAGCUGAUUUGCUGAAAAGAGGUCAAGGUGUUCUGGACCAAAGACUGGAGGGACUGCAGAUAGACCAGAACCGUGUCCUACAGGUGUUGUCUGACAGUGACUCAGGUGUGUUGAAGUUGGCUGAAGGUUUCAGUGAUUUGCUGCUGAACCUGCAGAGGGCGACGGAGAGUCUGAAGAAACACAACAGAGACCUGCACAGACACAAGGAGGACACAGCUGACAGACCCAGAGAUUGUAGUGAUGUCAUGGCGUCUGGCCGUACUCAGGAUGGCGUUUACUCUGUGUUUCCAACUCAUGACCCCGUCGGCUUCAUGGUUUACUGUGACAUGACGACUGAUGGAGGAGGCUGGACGGUGAUCCAGAGGAGGGAGGACGGCUCGGUGAACUUCUUCCGAGGCUGGGCAGCAUACAGAGAUGGUUUUGGAAAAACUACAGAAGAACACUGGCUAGGUCUCCAGAGGAUCUACUCCCUCACCAGGUCAGGUGGUUAUGAGUUACGGAUCGACAUGGCUGACUUUGAAAAUGCCACAGCAUUUGCUCAUUACGCUGAUUUCUCUGUUGGUCAAGACUCGGUGAACCCAGAAGAAGACGGGUAUCCGCUGACUGUGGACCAGUACUCUGGGACUGCAGGUGACUCCCUCCUUAAGCAUUCUGGGAUGCAGUUUACUACUAAAGACCGUGACCUGGACCAGUCAGAGAACAACUGUGCAGCGUACUACCAGGGCGCGUGGUGGUACCGUAACUGCCACACCUCCAACCUGAAUGGACAGUACCUGAGUGGAGGCCACGCCUCCUACGCUGAUGGUGUGGAGUGGUCCAGUUGGACAGGCUGGCAGUAUUCACUCAGGUUCACUGAGAUGAAGAUACGACCCAAGACUAAGCCGGCUAACCUGGACUCAGCUGAUCCUGAGCCUGACUGACCCGUGUACUGUGAUGAAGUCACAGUUGAUUAAAGACUAUGAGCCAAUCAGGGGUCUGUGAUGUAGAUCAGAAAUCUGUCUGUCUGUCUAUCUGUCUGUCUGUCUGUCUGACCCGUGUACUGUGAUGACGUCACAGUUGAUUAAAGACUAUGAGCCAAUCAGAGGUCUGUGAUGUAGAUCAGAAAUCACUACAUGUGAAAUGUAUGACGUCAUAUAAAACAUGAUGUUUUCAUCAAUAAAAGUGUCUCUGAGUGUCCAUGGAGUCCUGAAUGCAGCGCAGCACGUCCUGCUGUGGACGUGAUGACGUGAUGACGUGGUACAUGACGCAGCGUAUGUAAAUAACGGACAGCCUCCUUCUCUGAUUCGCGGGAAAAUGAAAAAAUGGCGACUGUAGAAGUUUGAAGUUAAGCGCCACGGACAGAGAGACAGAGAGAGACAGACAGGCGGAGAGACAGACAGGCGGAGAGACAGAGAGAGACAGACAGGCGGAGAGACAGAGAGAGACAGAGAGAGACAGACAGGCGGAGAGA
Messenger RNA from Larimichthys crocea (large yellow croaker), 2499 nucleotides. RefSeq names its product fibrinogen C domain-containing protein 1-like. The record is from RefSeq and is a predicted model, not a curated record. NCBI's taxonomy places the organism in Eukaryota, Metazoa, Chordata, Actinopteri, Sciaenidae. Bases 563 to 1969 code for a protein of 468 amino acids. The transcript is spliced from 10 exons.